Messenger RNA from Coregonus clupeaformis (lake whitefish), 836 nucleotides. Its product is annotated as agouti-related protein. Gene Ontology annotation, molecular function: neuropeptide hormone activity; type 1 melanocortin receptor binding. The coding region runs from base 93 to 509 and encodes 138 amino acids. Lineage: Eukaryota; Metazoa; Chordata; Actinopteri; Salmoniformes; Salmonidae. The record is from RefSeq and is a predicted model, not a curated record. Gene Ontology annotation, cellular component: extracellular region. Gene Ontology annotation, biological process: neuropeptide signaling pathway; hormone-mediated signaling pathway; adult feeding behavior. The transcript is spliced from 4 exons.
GAUCACUCACAGACACAGGAGUCCACGGGGCCACAGCUCUUUUCCAUCAGUGCAGCGGUCAGUCAGUUUAGUGAGCGUUGUAUUGGAUCAGCAUGGUCAACUCAGCGGUGCUGUGCUGCUGGACCCUGAGCCUGAUCCGGCUGGCUACAGGACUGGUUCAUGGAAACAUUCGUCUGGAGGAAUCCCAUCCCAGCCUCGGACGCACCGAGGACUCCUUCCUCUCGGAUAUAGGUAAAGGCUCUCUCUCUAGAGGGGAUCCUGUUGGCUUCGGCUCAGACUCUGUGGAGGAGGAUUUGAUGAUGGACAUGGGAUCCUAUGAUGAGGAUGUUGCUGUCCAGCUGCAGAGCAGAGCCAUGCGUUCUCCCCGUCGCUGUAUCCCCCACCAGCAGUCCUGUCUGGGCAACACGCUGCCCUGCUGCGACCCCUGCGAUACCCGCUACCCGCGAAUGUUCGGUUCGAUCUGCUACUGCCGUCGGACGGCCUGCGCCGGCGCUCGCAGGCGUCCCUAGCAACCCUCCUAGCAACCCUCCACGGCUGACCUCCUCCCCCGGUGGGCCCCCUUCUCUGCCAGUCUACAGUCAAUAUCUAAUCCAUAUCCGUAAGGCCGAGCCCUCAAACACAGACUCUAUCCCGUCCCAGUAGGCAUCGAGGAGGUGGGCCUAUAGGAUACUGUUACGUUGUAUUUCUUCUUACUGUUAUCUCUGGUCAUGUUAGUGUUUUUUUUUUUGUAAUAGGUUAGAUGGAUGUUACAUUGAAUUUCUUCUUGUGGUCCUCUGUAGCUCAGCUGGUAGAGCACGGCACUUGUAACGCCAAGGUAGUGGGUUCGAUCCCCGGGA